AUGAGGAACUACGUGCCAGACAUCAUCAUUCUGUUUAUCAUCAUCGUAACGGUUACUAUCGUACGAUUAGUAUCACAAAUUCUUCAUGAAUCGCUUAGCGAAGGACCGAAUCUUGUCGCACCUCCGGUUGCAGACAGUGAACCAAAGCCCGAACUGUCCCUCAGUCAACUUAUCGAUCAGAAAUCGAAAGAAUACUCAUGGCUCCUUCGGUUGAUGGUGAACCUGUUCGGCUAUUUGUGUAUCUUCGUACCCGGAGUGUUGAUCUACAAGUAUGCCAAACGCACCAAAUACAUGGAACGAUCGGAUCGGUCACAUCUCUCAGCACUGGUGAAGUUUUGUUACUCCGGAUCCGGCACGGAUAGUCUCGAUAGACCUCUAGACUCUCAGUCCGGUGCAGCGAAAGGAGCGGCCAGUAAACGCACAACGGCCCAGGAGUGUGUGCUGCUGUGCUACUGUCUGGUGGGACUGAUGGGUUCCUACCUUACCUGGGGAGUACUGCAGGAGAAAAUUAUGACCCAGGAGUACGAAGGACCGGAGAAGCGAAAAUCACACUUCAAAGACUCCCAAUUUUUAGUGUUUUCCAACCGUGUGCUGGGCUUCAUGAUAACGGCCGUUUAUCUCGUGGCAAAGCGUCAAUUCCGCCACCGCGCGCCGCUGUACAAGUAUUCGUACGCUUCGUUUUCCAACAUCAUGAGCGCCUGGUUCCAGUACGAGGCACUGAAGUUUGUCAACUUUCCCACGCAAGUGUUGGCCAAAUCGUGCAAGAUCAUCCCGGUGAUGAUAAUGGGGAAAAUAAUAUCGCGCAACAAGUACGAAUUCUACGAAUACCUGACCGCGGUUAUGAUCUCCGUCGGUAUGAUCUUCUUCCUGACCGGUUCGACGGACGAAUCGAAAUCGACCGCCAUGACGACGCUGACUGGCGUGCUGCUUCUAACGUUCUACAUGAUCUUCGACAGCUUCACCUCCAACUGGCAGGGCGAACUGUUCAAAUCGUACUCGAUGUCCUCCAUCCAGAUGAUGUGCGGCGUAAACCUGUUCAGCACACUGUUUACCGGUGCGUCGCUCGCAAUGCAGGGCGGUUUCUACAGCUCGCUCGUGUUUGCAGUCGAUCAUCCGAAGUUUGUGAUCGACUGUAUUGUGCUGUCGAUUUCGUCCGCGAUCGGACAACUGUUUAUCUUCUACACGAUUGCCACGUUCGGUGCGGUCGUGUUCACGAUCAUCAUGACACUGCGACAGGCCAUCGCAAUACUGCUGUCCUGUCUGAUCUACCAGCACCGUAUUUCGUUCCUCGGGGUAAUCGGCGUGCUGAUCGUGUUUCUCGCCAUCUUCCUGCGGGUGUACUGUAACCAGCGGCUAAAAGCAAUUAAGCAACGACACCAAACUGCACCGAGCGGUGGCAGCAACAAACCACGCAUCAACGUUUAG
Molecule: messenger RNA, 1425 nt
Organism: Anopheles marshallii
Lineage: Eukaryota; Metazoa; Arthropoda; Insecta; Diptera; Culicidae
Gene: sll
Product: adenosine 3'-phospho 5'-phosphosulfate transporter 1
Exons: 2
Coding region: 1-1425 (474 amino acids)
Biological process (GO): transmembrane transport
Cellular component (GO): Golgi membrane; endoplasmic reticulum membrane
Molecular function (GO): 3'-phosphoadenosine 5'-phosphosulfate transmembrane transporter activity
Source: RefSeq, a predicted model, not a curated record